CUGUACUGCUUGGUAGGGAGCGGACCCCUCCAUCCCGGGAGAGAUGUGAUGACGUCGCCGGGAAUAUCCGCCAGGCAGCAGCCCAGGAGACCAGCGGCUCCCAGCAGGAGCAGUGGAGACAGUGAACGAAACAUACUCUAGCCUUCUUCCGGAGAAAACGCCGUCGGUUUUGCACUGGAGCGGAUAUUUUAUGCGCUGCCGAGAGCGGGGGUGGGGCUGGUUUAGCGUUCGGGUCCCAUUCCAUGUUACCACUCCGGUCUCAAAACCAGUCACAGGUUAGUAAGCGCACGCGCGCAACGUUAGUCAUGCACGCGUGCAUGAUAGCAAGGCUGGGUGGCUAAUGGAUCUUCAACAGCUAAGCAAGAGAGCGAGCAGUGGUGUUAAGAGUGGCCUAGCUGAAGUGCAUCUCAUCACAUGUCCGUGUACCUACUACCACUACCUCUGCGAUGACAUAGACGACAGGGGGUGGGGGUGUGGCUACCGGAGUCUCCAGUGCCUUUGUUCCUGGGCAGUGAGUCAAACAAACAGAGAAGAGGGGGAAAGUGAGAGAGGCACGGCCACUAGCGAGAACACCAGAGAGCCUGCUACAACUGAUGACAGAGGUCACAGUGGUACAGUAAGAGAGACGUGUGUCUCUGUGAGUAGUGUGCCCGGUGUGAAGGUGUGGAGGGUGCCCAGUCUGAGGGAGAUUCAGGAGACUCUGGUGAAGAUUGGAGACAAGCCACCUGGGUUUGUUGGUUCCCGGGACUGGAUUGGCUCCUUUGAGGCCUGCCUGGUCUUGGACCACCUCUUCUCUGUGAGUUACACUGCUCAAUCCUUCACUGCAUAUGAUAUUGCGAAAGUUUUGUUUUGUUAAAGGACUCAUUUUCUAUAGCGGUGUUUAUACAACUAUAGCUUUCAGACUAGUGUUUACACUCGCUCCAAAGAUUGUUUUAGGCAAAAAUGCUAUUUAGCUGAUCUGUAGUAAAAUGUGUUUUGAGUCCCAUUAAAGCUAGUUUAUUGUGAAUUGCGGGCCAGUUGGUUCGCUAUAACUCACUUUCAUUGAGUGUCAACCGACUGAGGCCGGGAAUGGCUGCAGCAGCUAAUAGUUAUCAGCUGGUAUUGCUAGUACUGUCGUUUCAAUGUCUCGCUAGUGAGGUGGUUAGCGGACCCAGGGAGACAUGUUUUCAACAUCUGCCCAACGCCACGACAUCGUGUCUCCUUUGUCCGGUUCCUCCUCACUUCAGAAUGCUCUACUGCUCUGGCGAAGAUGCCUACAUCCACGCAUCCUUUGUUGCAACUACCGCCACGACCAAUGAUAACAGCAACAGCAACAACAACUCACUAGCGAUUAGGGAAGUGAUAUUUGGACUGGAUCGAAGUCGGGGGUUACUCAAAAAAAGUGUAUUUCUCCGGAAACUUCCUCAGACGGUGUCCGAAUUGAAUGGUUUCUUUUGCAACGAGAGCCGUCGACAGGGCACGCUCUGUAGUCGGUGCAAAGAUGGAUGUGGGAUUGCGCUCUACACUUACUAUGGCCUUCCCUGCGCGUGUCCCUGUGGGGACUAUGGAAUACUUCUCUACUUCCUCCUGGAGAUUGGAUUCUCUACUCUCUUCUUUGCUCUUGUGUUUUUCCUGAAGAUAUCGGUUCUAUCCAGCCGGUGGUACGGAGUUGUCUUUUACUUUCAAACUACAGCUAGCUUUGGGAACACCUACCCAAUUAUGCAUACCUUUUACGAAAAGGCCGGACACCGCGUUCUUCCUGUUGUACUGGAUUCCCUACACGGGGUGUGGAACAUGGAUUUCUUGAGGCUAGCACUGCCCCAGUUUUGCGUCAGUCAGCACGUUGGUACGCUGGGAGCUAUCAGUACUGGCUACAUCUCUGCUCUAUGGCCACUGUUUCUGGUGGUCCUGAUAUCACUAGCCCUCGGGCUGCACAAACGAGACUAUAAGAUUGUGGUAUACCCAUGGCGUGUUGUGAAUAAGAUCUCAGCAGGAGUUAUUCAGCGACGGUUUAGAGAGACAAACCUGGUAAAAACCUUCGCCACUUUCCUUUUUCUGUCUUAUUUGAAGCUAAUGUAUGUCUCUUUUGCUCUUCUUGGGACCAGCACGUCCUACAACGUAUCACCUGAUAAUUCAUCAGUUAUUCACGGACGGGCGUUCUCAUUGGAUCCAGAAGUUCCUUACGGCAGUCGAAAACAUCUAAAGUAUGCAAUUCCCGCGUCCGUAAUUGUUCUGUUUGUUGGAAUUCUCCUACCACUGGGUAUACUUCUUUACCCGAUGAAAUGUGUCCAGCGUCUGUGGGGUGAGAGAGUGACUGGUAGGUUCUGGCUUGGGGUGAAGACAUUCAUUGAAGCCUUCCACGGAGGGUUCAAGGAUGGUACGGCCGGGACGAGGGACUAUCGGCCAAUUCCUGCACUCACCGUUUUCUCCAGAGUGUUUUUUGCAAUGAUGUAUUCCCUCCGUGGAUCUCCAAUACUGGCGUACAACCUCCCGUUCAUUUACGUCGCCCUUGCUUUCUCCUGUUUGGUAAAUGUGGCCAUCUUUGGAUUGGGAAAACCGUACAAAACGAGGAGACACAAUCUGAUUGAUGUGCUGCUGUGGGCACUAGUGGCGGUUGAGUGUUUGUUCAUCUCUGCAAUGUUUGAGGGAGAGUAUGAUGGUCACGUAAUGUACACUCUUGUCGUCCUUGCCUUCCUCCCAGCCACUGCUGUAGCGAUCUCAGUGGAGAUUAGCAUAUUCAAGUAUCUGAUAGCUCAGAGGAACUGAGACAAUUUAUGACUGUUGUGUUGAAUUAUUCACUUUGCUAAUAUAAUAGGCACAUUCAGUAGUGUCUGCCUUUUGCAGGUGGCAUGUAAGAUAGUACAUGUGUCAAGUGGAGCAGAAGUGGUGAACCACGUGGAGAUGUUGGCUCAGCACUUUGACUCUGUCGGAUCACCCGUCAUGAUUGGUAUAAUACUGGGCUAUGAAAGCCAGAACGGCCUGGUCUUGAGAGUUAAAUUAGUGUGGCCCUAAAAUAGUAUUUGCUUAGAGAGCCUUUUAGCUGUAGGCCUAUACUGUGGCUACGUGAUAGAGAGUGUGUGUGGGAAUGUCUUGUUGUAACAGGUGGAGAUGUGGACGGCUCAUCAAAGACUCUCGCUGGUGUCUUAGUGGACCUGAACGAACCAAGUGCUACAAGAUUCCUGAUAGCUGAUCCUCACUACACAACUGGUGGAAACAGUAGCAAAGGCGACACAGUCAGCGGAACUUCCUGUGAAGACGCAGUCUUGCUUAGUGACAGAGGCAUGCGCUGGCACGGACUGGAGAUCUUCCAGACUGCAUCGUUCUACAACUUUUGCCUCCCUCAACCUCUUACAACCCUACAACCCACUGAGCCAUAGUCUGUAAUUAUAAUAGUCACCAAAAAUCUUCAGUUCACGUCACACAUUAUUUAUAACACAGCUCAAGUUUUUUUUUACAGUUUGUGAUAAUGUCAACCGCUUGAUCCUACAACUGAAUAGAGAUUGAUUCCAAUAUGUUACUCAUCAGCCAACAGAGUCUUCCCGAUCUGCAGUAGUGACCGGGGAGGAUGAUAGGACACAUCCGUCAGACCAAAGGCGGCUGGUCCCACCACCUCCAUGGCUCGGGGGGUCAGCAUACGAGGACUGGCGGGGAGGGCUAGAACCCCCACUCGCAGCCCGUAGCGGACAGCCUCAGUCGUGAUAGGGAAACCUGGCGUAAUAUGCAUAGGUGUGUGUUAAAUG
This is a messenger RNA of Geodia barretti, 3719 nucleotides long. The record is from the annotation of a GenBank genome assembly. Lineage: Eukaryota; Metazoa; Porifera; Demospongiae; Tetractinellida; Geodiidae.